This is a messenger RNA of Protopterus annectens (West African lungfish), 2691 nucleotides long. RefSeq names its product extracellular calcium-sensing receptor-like. The record is from RefSeq and is a predicted model, not a curated record. Gene Ontology annotation, cellular component: membrane. Lineage: Eukaryota; Metazoa; Chordata; Ceratodontiformes; Protopteridae. Gene Ontology annotation, molecular function: G protein-coupled receptor activity. Gene Ontology annotation, biological process: G protein-coupled receptor signaling pathway.
AUGGAUUCACUCAGGCUUGAUCCAAUUAUUUAUCAAGAAAUUCUGUCUCUCGUUUAUGCUACUAUUAAAAUUAAUGCCAACCAUUUACUACUACCAAAUGUCACCUUGGGAUUCAAGGUCCUGGACUCCUGCUACUCUGAAGCUUUAGCUGUUGAGAACACCUUGCGUCUUCUGUCUGAAGAAACAGUAGUCCCAAAUUAUAGCUGUGGAAAGCAAAGGAAACUGCUGACCAUUAUAGCAGAGGACUUCUCAACAAUGACAGUGCCAAUUGCUAGACUGCUCGGUAUAUACAGAUUUCCACAGAUCAGCCAUUCUGCUAGACUUCCACUUCUUAGUGACAAGCAUGAAUUUCCAUCAUUCCUCCGUACUGCAGGCAGCUCAUAUCCUCAACAAUUUGGCUUGACAGAGUUAGUGAGGCAUUUUAUGUGGACAUGGGUUGGAAUUCUGUAUGAAGAUAAUGACCCUAAUGUACAAGCAAGUGAACAGAUGAAGCAAUUGCUGGCAGAGUCAAACAUCUGUGUGGCAUUUUACGAGAUCAUACCAACAAGCCUCAGAAAACAGGAUAUGCUUUCCCUUGUAAAGAAAGUGGAGACUUCAUCUGCUGCUGUGGUCAUAAUCUUUUCAUAUGCACCACAAGUAGCAUUAAUCAUGGAAGAGAUGUAUGCACAAAACAUAACAAGAAAACUUUGGAUUGCCAGUGAGGGCUGGACAGAUGACUUUAUAUUUACCAAGAAAGAACUCUGGAAAAUAUUACAUGGAACAAUAGGAUUUUCAGAACCAAGUAGGGAUGUUCCAGGGCUUAAAGAUUUUCUUUACAGUAUCAAUCCUUCUAGAUAUCCAGAAGAUAUUUAUAUGAAGGCAUUUUGGGAAAUUGCAUUCAGCUGUAAAUGGACAGAUAAUGAAACUGCAACAAAUGUUCAGUGUGAAGGAAAACAUUCAAUUAUGCAGCUGUGCUCAGGAAAGGAGAAACUGGAGUCUCUUGAACAGAAUAUAUAUCCAGUUAACAAUUUUAAGUACCAGUACAACAUGUUAAAUGCAGUUUAUUCAGCAGCUCAUGCACUGCAUGACCUUCAGUCUUGCAAUCCUGGGGAAGGACCAUUCAGUAAUAUGACAUGUGCAAGCAAGAAACAGUUUCAGCCAUGGCAGUUUUUCUAUUAUGCUAAGAAUGUCCAGUUCAUAAAUCCUUCUGGUAAACAAGUAUAUUUUGAUGAGAAUGGAGAUGUCCCAGCUUCAUAUGAUAUAGUUAACUGGCAGCUAAUCUCUGAAAACUCCAUGAGAUGUGUAACAGUUGGCAGGUUCGAGAUAAAUGAUAACCCAAGCAAAAGUCUCCAACUAAAUCACAGUGCCAUUAUGUGGAGUGGAGGAUAUAUGCAGGCCCCAACCUCUACUUGCAGUGGGAGCUGCUAUCAAGGAUAUCGGAAAGUUUCAAUUCAGGGAAUGCCUAUCUGUUGUUAUGACUGUGUCCCCUGCUCCGAUGGAGAAAUUGCAAAUAAAACUGACUCUGCUUCCUGCAUCAGGUGUCCAGAGGACUCUUGGCCAGAUGAGAAAAAAGUGAUUUGCAAUUUAAAGAUUGAAGAAUAUUUGUCCUUUGGUGAUCCACUGGGAACUGCAUUAGUGUGUCUUGCCAUUUCUCUUUCUGUGUUCCCUGCUUUUAUACUGUUGACUUUUAUUAAAUAUCAAGACACACCAAUAGUGAAAGCAAACAAUCGCAAUCUCAGCUACUUCCUUCUAGUUGCUCUUAUUCUUUGCUUCCUCUGUUCCUUAAUAUUUAUUGGAAAGCCACAUACUGCAAGCUGCUUGCUUCGACAGUCUGCAUUUGGUGUUACAUUUGCUGUCUGUGUGUCUUCCAUCCUUGCAAAGACAAUCACUGUAGUUAUAGUCUUUGGUGCAACAAGACCAGGAGGCUUUCACCAGAAGUGGUUGGGAUCCAGGACACCAAGUUGUAUUGGCUUUCUCUGCAGUAUAAUACAGACUAUCCUAUGCACUGUUUGGCUUGGAUACUACCCUCCAUUCCCAGAAAGGAACAGUAACUCCUUCAAAGACAAAAUAAUCAUAGAAUGUAAUGAAGGAUAUACAGUCAUGUUUUAUUUCAUGCUAGGCUACCUUGGACUACUAGCAUGUGUGUGUUUGGUUGCUUUUUUAGCACGGAAGUUACCAGACAGAUACAAUGAAGCAAAUUUCAUCACAUUCAGUAUGCUUAUCUUUGUUAGUGUUUGGCUGUCAUUUAUACCUGCCUAUUUAAGUACCAAAGGAAAGUAUGUAGUCGCUGUAGAAUUAUUUGCAAUCUUAUCAUCAGGGUUUGGAUUAAUGAGUUGCAUAUUCUUUCCAAAGUGCUAUAUCAUUUUACUGAGACCUGACCAGAACAAAAAGGAAUCUAUAGAUCUAAAAGGAGACCAGACUGAAGAUCUGGAGGAUGAGGAGGUGAAGGAUGAGGACAACCAGACUGGAGAACUGGAGGAGAAGGGUGAGGACGACCAGACUGAAGAGCUGGUAUAUGAGAAGGAGGACGUGAAGGAUGAGGACAAGGAUGACCAGACUGAAGACCUGGAGGAGGCGGAGGAGGACAAUGGAAAUGAGGACCUGACUGAAGAGCUAGAGGAUGAGAAGGACAAGAACGACAAGACUGAAGAGCUGGAGAAUGAAGAUGAGGAGGAUGACCAUACUGAACAGACAGAUUUCAGUCUUAAAUAG